Lotus japonicus is the source of this 1545-nucleotide messenger RNA. Its product is annotated as cell division protein FtsZ homolog 1, chloroplastic-like. Gene Ontology annotation, cellular component: microtubule; cytoplasm; cell division site. Gene Ontology annotation, biological process: microtubule-based process; cell division; chloroplast fission. The coding region runs from base 105 to 1355 and encodes 416 amino acids. Lineage: Eukaryota; Viridiplantae; Streptophyta; Magnoliopsida; Fabales; Fabaceae. The transcript has 6 exons. Gene Ontology annotation, molecular function: GTP binding; GTPase activity. The record is from RefSeq and is a predicted model, not a curated record.
AAAGAGUAAAGCUAUCUAUUUUCAUUUUCCUAACCAAAAAGAUAGAACCCUAACCAUAGAGAUAAUAAAUAAACCCUCUGGAGAAAGAACUUGGUAAGGGAAAAAUGGCCACACUUCCUUCCCUCACAAACCCAAAUGAGCUUCUCUCAUCUUCCUCCUUCUACCACAAUGCAUUAUCCACUUCACCCUCUGUCUCUCUCAACACCACCAGAAUUACCAGAGUCGCUAGCACCCCACAACGCCUCACUCGUCGUUUCCGGUCGGUUCGAUGUUCCUUCGCCUCAGUAGAAAACGCCAAGAUUAAGGUUGUCGGAAUCGGAGGUGGUGGCAACAAUGCCGUCAACCGCAUGAUUGGUAGUGGUUUGCAGGGUGUAGACUUUUAUGCAAUAAAUACUGAUGCUCAAGCGCUGGUACAUUCUGUUGCUGAGAAUCCUAUUAAAAUCGGAGAGCUUCUGACUCGCGGAUUAGGUACUGGUGGGAAUCCACUUUUGGGAGAACAAGCUGCGGAGGAAUCAAGAGAAGCUAUUGCGGAUGCCCUUAAAGGGUCAGAUUUGGUGUUCAUAACAGCUGGGAUGGGUGGUGGCACAGGGUCUGGUGCUGCCCCAGUUGUGGCUCAAAUAUCAAAAGAGGCAGGUUACUUGACUGUAGGUGUGGUUACCUAUCCCUUCAGUUUUGAAGGACGUAAGAGAUCCUUGCAGGCACUUGAAGCCAUUGAAAAACUGCAGAAAAAUGUUGACACACUUAUAGUGAUUCCAAAUGACCGUCUGCUUGACAUAGCUGAUGAGCAGAUGCCCCUUCAGGAUGCUUUCCGUCUUGCGGAUGAUGUCUUACGCCAAGGAGUACAGGGAAUAUCAGACAUUAUAACAAUACCUGGACUUGUAAAUGUGGAUUUUGCUGAUGUAAAAGCUGUGAUGAAAGACUCUGGUACUGCAAUGCUUGGAGUAGGUGUUUCCUCCGGUAAAAACCGAGCAGAAGAAGCAGCAGAACAGGCUACUUUGGCUCCUUUAAUUGGAUCAUCUAUUCAAUCAGCCACUGGGGUAGUAUAUAACAUAACUGGAGGAAAGGACAUAACUCUGCAGGAAGUGAACAGGGUGUCUCAGGUGGUGACUAGUUUGGCUGAUCCUUCUGCCAACAUUAUAUUUGGGGCUGUUGUUGAUGAUCGUUACACUGGGGAGAUUCAUGUUACCAUCAUUGCUACCGGCUUCUCGCAGUCUUUCCAGAAGAAGCUGCUAACAGAUCCAAGGGCUGCAAAGCUGCUUGACAAAGUGGCUGAGAGCCAAGAAAGUAAGGCAAUGCCCCCUCCUAUCAAGUCCUCGGUAGAACCUAGAGCAUCUCCACGGAAGCUCUUUUUUUAGUUGCUCAAUUCUUUUACCCUUUUAACUUUUCUAAUUAUCAUAUAUUGCAGUCAUUCAGCUGUGUAAUGAUCUUGAAGCUUGAUUGAUUUUUUGAGAUAUCAUUUACUCAUGGUUUGUGUAACCAUUCAGCUUAAGUGUAUGUAGCUUAAACAAUUUUUGUUCAUGAAAUGGAUGUGUUUGUAUUUAUCUA